AUCAGUAAUCUAAUUGAUUUUUUCUGUGAAGCAACAAGAUUUUUAAUAUUAUAUUUUUCUAGUCAAAAUAUUGUAUUAAUACAUUAUCUCUUUUAAUUACAUAAAAAACAAUAUUCGUAUUCAAUUGAAGAAAAAAUUUAUAAAAAAAAAUGGCGUGGUUUUAGCCACUCAAGGGCCAGCCAAAUUUUGUUCAAUUCUAAUUAGAAUCAUCUUACUACAACGCCAAGAAAAUGUCAAAAUGACAUCUUUGAAAAAAUUUAAUUUCUGCGUCAAAUUUUAUUUAGAAGCAUUAUUACUAUUUCGUACUAACAAUGCUGUUUACAAACAAAAAAAAAUUAUUGGAGAGAGUAUAAAAUAUUAUAAACAAUUAUAGAAAAAAUUUAUUUCAUUAAUUUUAUCAACUAGUUUUUCAUUUUUAAAAAAAAAUUGUUAUUUGAAAGCUUAAGUAAAUUCUAAAGGUCGCGCAUAACCAACACAUUCAAAAAUGAAUCCAAAUCCAAACUUAAUAAAAGUCGAACCAAACGACCAAUAUUCUGCAAAUUUGCUGGGAAUUAAUCCUCGUGCUGGUAUUUUAAUACACCAUCAUCCCCAACCAGCUCAAUUACAACAGCAGCAUCAUCAAGUUCACAUGCAACAACAACAGCAACAACAAGUACAGCAACAGCAACACAUUGGGAGUGGUACCCUUAACCCUGUUAAUAUGCUUAUAUCACCUGGACAGCCUAGUGCAACUCCGUCGCCAUACCCAUCCAGUGUUGGAUCACAUAAACAACGUUGGAACGAAAGUCCAGAAGCCAGGGCCCGACGUUUGGCUCGAAAUGCUGAAAGAAUGCGAGAACGUCGCGCCCGGGAGUCUGAAGAAGAAUAUAGAAAGCGUUUAGCUCGUAAUGCAGAAGCUAAUAGAAUAAGACGCUUAAAUGAAAGUGAAAUGGAGCGUGCCAUGCGUUUAGUGAGGAACGCUGCACGUCAAAGAUUAAGAAGAGCAAUGGAAUCACCUGAGCAGAGAGCAAAACGUUUGGCCAAAUUAGCCCAACGUAUGCGUUUAUAUCGAGCAAAUGAAACACCAGAACAAAGAAAGGAACGAUUAGCUGAAAUGGCUGCUAGAGCAAGAUCAAGAAUUGCAAGAGAAACCAGCGAAGAAAGGAAGGAAAGGCUUAGGAAACUGAAUGAUUACGCAAAAAAGGUCAGACUUAAUAAAAAACGUUUAAAAGAAUUAGGUAUAAAUAAUUUAAACCAGGAUCUAUCUCAGGAAUCAAAUCAGAGCAUUCAACCACUUGAUCAUCCUCAACAGGGCCAAGGAAGUCAACACCAAGCGUCUAAUAUACAAAAUUCACAGCAAGCAUAUCCUCAUUCGACUUUAGCCAAUUCAAUUGAAUAUUAUCAAAAUAUGUUUAUUAAUCAAUCUUUGAAGACAAAUAUUGACAAGGCGCCGGGUAAACUUUCCCAAAAUUUUAAACUUGGACAAAACUCUAACAAUACUGCAAUGUACGAGAAAGAUGUAAAACCGGUUUUAUACGGAACUGUUGCUAGUACAAUAGAAUAUUAUCAAAACAAAUUUAUAAAAGAGAAGACUCAGCCCAGCAAUGUUAAGAGUGUAACAAUAAUGCAAGUUCAACUUGAUCCAAAAGUUGUUAAAAACUUACAAGGAAAUUUUGUUAAUCAGCAACAGCCGCAACAAUCCCAACAGCAACAACAACAACAACAGCAACAACAACAGCAGCAGCAACAAUCUCAACAACAACAACAGCAUCAAUCCCAAAAUACACAAGGACAACAACAGAUUCAAAAUUCUACCGCACCCGUUUAUAACCAAUUCGCAUAUGUAAACAACUUUUCAAAUUCAACUCCUGUGGUUACACCACCCACAUCAUCUACAACUGGUACUCAACAAUACUAUCCCGUUUAUCAUAAUGGAUUUCAAUUGGGUUUGGCCUCAGGUACAGUUCCUCCACCUUUUACACCCGUACAUUUUCAAACAACACAAGCACCUGGAACUCUUCCAUAUACUUUAAUAAAUUCCUCUUCAAAUAAUACUCCAUCGACAACUAUAACUGUAUCUGCACAACAACCUCAACAGCAGCAACAGCAACAACAGCAGCAGCAACAACAACAACAGCAAUCAUUGCAGCCAGCACCAAUACAGGGUAAUGAACUUCCGAAACUUAUGAGAGGACGUCCUAGAAAAAUUUUCAAUGAUAAUGAUUUUUCAAGAUUACCACUUGAAUUACAAGAGGAAGCUCUUCGACAACACAAAGUCAACACUUUGUUGGAAAAUGAAAUCAAUCAGAUGUUAGCUUCACCUGGAAGGCAAAGAAGACGAAGUGGAAGAGUUCAAGAAACAGAAGACGAACGUCGUAUAAGAUUAGACAAGAUGGCAGCACACCAACGAAAAUUACGGGCAAAUGAAUCACCUGAAGAACGAUCAGUCCGCCUUAAAAGCUUAAGUGAACGUGCUCGAUUAAAACGUGCUCAAGUUCGCGCAACUGAAACAGAAGAAGAAAAGCGCGCACGGUUAUCAAAACAAGCAGAGUACGCUCGUUUAAGACGUUUAAAAUCACAAAAUCCUGAGCAAAAAAAAAAAAUUGAAUUAAGAGCCAAAGAGUUAUACGCCCAAUUGCAUUCAGUAUCACCAAAUCCAAGUCAAUGUUCAACACCAGAUACAAGCAUGAACAAUUCAUAUCAACAACAGCAACAACAAAAUCAAACAACUGAGCAUCAUGGUAACCAACAGCAGCCACAACAACAACAACAGCAGCAACAGCAACAACAACAAUUAUCAAAUAAUACAAAUGAGGAUUUUGUUAAAAACCCCGGAAAAGAUUUUGCACAAUCUGAAAAUAAUGAUGUUUUGAAAAUCUUAGAACCUAUUAUUGUAAUGAAAACAAAAUAAAGUUAUUAUAUAAAUAACAUAUUAUUACAUUUAAACAUGUAUCUAUUACAUACUAUUUAGUUUUAAAAAUGAAAAAUGGAAAAAAAAUUGUAUGUUACAAAAUUAUUUGUAGUAUUAUGAUAGAUUAUAAUAACUUACGAAUUAAGAUAGUUUUAAGUUAUAUAGAAAGAAGAACCCUUUUAGAUUUUUUUAAAAAAACAUAAUUUU
This is a messenger RNA of Condylostylus longicornis, 3097 nucleotides long. Its product is annotated as alpha-protein kinase 1-like. The record is from RefSeq and is a predicted model, not a curated record. The transcript has 2 exons. NCBI's taxonomy places the organism in Eukaryota, Metazoa, Arthropoda, Insecta, Diptera, Dolichopodidae. The coding region runs from base 485 to 2890 and encodes 801 amino acids.